AUGAGCGGCUGCGGGAAGAAGGCCCUGACCCUGCUGAGCAGCGUCUUUGCCGUCUGCGGCCUGGGUCUCCUGGGCAUCGCGGUCAGCACCGACUACUGGCUGUACCUGGAGGAGGGCGUGGUCUUGCCACAGAACCAGAGCACGGAGAUCAAGAUGUCCCUGCACUCGGGCCUCUGGCGUGUCUGCUUCCUCGUUGGUGAGGAGCGGGGCCGCUGCUUCACCAUCGAGUACGUGAUGCCCAUGAACACCCAGUUGACAUCCGAGUCCACCGUCAACGUCCUAAAGAUGAUCCGUUCCGCCACGCCGUUCCCGCUGGUGAGCCUGUUCUUCAUGUUCAUUGGCUUUAUCCUGAGCAACAUCGGGCACAUCCGGCCCCACAGGACCAUACUAGCCUUUGUCUCUGGCAUCUUCUUUAUCCUCUCGGGCCUCUCCCUCGUGGUCGGGCUGGUGCUCUACAUCUCCAGCAUCAAUGACGAGAUGCUCAACAGGACCAAGGACGCAGAGACGUACUUCAACUACAAAUAUGGGUGGUCCUUUGCCUUCGCUGCCAUCUCCUUCCUUUUAACCGAGCCAUGCCCGCUGCUGCCAUUACAGCUCACAUCCUCGGCCUCCUCCAGUCUCUUUCUCUACCGCUGGGUCCUCUCCGGCUCCGCGCCCCACCGCAUCCUCAGUGAGGUUUCUGGAACCACGGGCUGCAUGCGUAAUGAAGCGCCACUCUGUCCGGCUUACAAAUGCACCCAUCUCCCUGUGGCCUUCAGGCUAUAA
This is a messenger RNA of Echinops telfairi (small Madagascar hedgehog), 765 nucleotides long. It is a transcript of the gene CACNG5, whose product is annotated as calcium voltage-gated channel auxiliary subunit gamma 5. The transcript has 5 exons. Gene Ontology annotation, cellular component: postsynaptic density membrane; AMPA glutamate receptor complex. The record is from RefSeq and is a predicted model, not a curated record. Lineage: Eukaryota; Metazoa; Chordata; Mammalia; Afrosoricida; Tenrecidae. The coding region runs from base 1 to 765 and encodes 254 amino acids. Gene Ontology annotation, molecular function: channel regulator activity; voltage-gated calcium channel activity. Gene Ontology annotation, biological process: regulation of AMPA receptor activity; transmission of nerve impulse; positive regulation of synaptic transmission, glutamatergic.